UCUCUCCUCUCCCUCAGUUUAGUUGUUGCAGCGAUGUACAUGCUGCCUGGACUCCUCUGCUCCUCCUCCUCAUCUUCCUUCUUGUCUCCUUACUGGUCAUCCAGCAGGGACUCUGAAGGAGCGUUUGGGGGAGAGCGACGCUGAAGUGGACCUACUGUGAACCAGGAGGAGAGAAACACCUUGAAAACUGGAUCUGAAGAAGAAGCACAAAGGCCAUGAUCGACUGGCCUAAUGUGACAGCGUCCAGCUACGAGGAGCUGGACCUAAAACCUGAGGAGCCGCAGAGAUCCAAAUGUGUCCUUGGCUUCAUUCCGGUCAUUUACUACAGUGUUCUGCUUUGUGUGGGAGUACCAGUAAACAUCCUCACAGCAGUGGCCCUGUGCAGACUGGCAUGCCGCACCAAGAAACCUCUGUACUACUACCUUUUAGCAGUGACAGGCUCAGAUAUUCUUUCCCAGCUCUUCAUCAUCUUUGUUGGAUUCCUGCUAGAGACGGCUGUUUUUCACCGCGAUGUCCCUACUGUCCUGCUGCACGUGGUCAGUGCUGCAGAGUUUGCUGCUAACCACGCCUCCAUCUGGUCCACCAUACCCCUCACUGUGGACCGUUAUGUGGCGCUGUGCCACCCCUUGCUCCACCGACAGAUCAGCUACCCGGCACGGGCCAGGAAGAUCAUUGCAGCGGUGCUGGUGUUGUCGCUCACGUCGGGCAUACCUUUCUUCUGGUGGUCAGACAUGUGGAGAGACAGCCACCCUCCCACAGUGCUGGACGCAGUCCUUAUAUGGACACAUGUUACCAUCAUCUACUUCCUGCCAUGUAGCAUCUUUUUGGUGCUGAACUCUUUAAUAAUCCGCAAGCUGAGGAUAAGGCAGAGGCAGCAGCCCUGCCAAGAGGAGCGUGGGCCUCCACGCCGUCUAGGAAAAACCACGGCCUUGCUGCUGGCGCUCACCUCUGUGUUCUCAGUUCUCUGGGCUCCUCGGACUGUUGUAGUCAUCUACCACCUGUAUGUUUCCUCUGUUCACCAGGAUUGGCAUGUCCACUUGGCCUACGACCUAUCCAAUAUGCUGGCCAUGCUCAACACAGCUGUCAAUUUUUUCCUUUAUUGCUUCGUUAGCAGACCUUUCCGCAGCGUCGUGCGGGACAUCGUGCAGCUCAGAGGAGGGCCACUGCACCCUCGCCGGCCUCUACCCCAGCAACAGGCCCCCAACAAUGCCUCCAACUCAUCUCUCUACAGUGGGAACAACAAGCGCUCGCAACGAGACUCCACGCCCUUGUCACCUCGUAGAAACAGAAAGCCCUGGUGACCUGGUGUUUCCCCCCAUUAAUCCAAAACACCCGUCGUCCCACGGUCCCGGUGCACAUCAAACCCCAGGGACCAGCACUGAGUUCCAGCCACGACUGUGGACAGUUGCCAGUCAGCCCUGGAGCUCUCUCACAGGGCUUCAAACGAUCUGAACUUUCAUGGUUUUUUGUCUUCUCUGACAUGGAGUUGUUUGUUUUAGUAAAUCAAGCAAAAUGGCUGUUUAUUUAUCUUUGCAACAAAGAAUUUGACUAAAUUAAAGUGGAUGUUUUUUUUCUUUUCCAUAUUUGGUAGAAAUUUUACAUGUUUUUCAAUCUGCUAGUCGUCGAGGGUAAGAAAAUAAUAGAAUAAAUCACAUGCUUGCCGCUAAAUGUAAAAAAUGAGUCUGCUGUGUCGCUACAGUUGUUACGUAAGUCUAGGAAAUGAUAAAAAGGAGUUUGAAAUGUGACCGGUUCAUUUGUAAGCAGUUUGUUAUAAACCACAGAUUUUAAGCCAGUCGAGCAAAGAAACUGUACCCCACAGCACACUCUCAGGAACAAAAUCUGCUUCUGUUUGAAUUACGAGUAGAUUUUCUGUGAAAUGAAAUGAGAAGCUGCACACAAGGUAGGAGUGAAGACUUGCUCUGUAAACAAGUCCUCAAUCUGUGGUGACACCAACCAACAUGACUUCAGCUCUGCCGAAGCAAACUACAGAUCGGCCGUGGAUGUGUGCACAACCCUAACACAGAAAACACGGUACAGCUUUUCAUGCAUGCAUGAUCAUGUGCACGCAUAGCCAGCUAGUACAUUUCCAUUUUCACCAAAGCACUGAAUCAGUGAAGCCUCAUGAAAGCUGCAUCAGUUAUAACUGUAUCUAAACAUACUACCUGAAACUGUACAAGUUAUGGUUUAAUGCCACACCUGAUUUUUCAAGUGGCUUAUUGUGUAUAAUAUGUUUUUUUUAUUAUUCAUGCAGUACAAAAGUAAGUGUUGGAUGUUUUGUUUUUU
Gambusia affinis (western mosquitofish) is the source of this 2283-nucleotide messenger RNA. It is a transcript of the gene gpr142, whose product is annotated as G protein-coupled receptor 142. NCBI's taxonomy places the organism in Eukaryota, Metazoa, Chordata, Actinopteri, Cyprinodontiformes, Poeciliidae. Gene Ontology annotation, molecular function: G protein-coupled receptor activity. The record is from RefSeq and is a predicted model, not a curated record. The transcript has 3 exons. Gene Ontology annotation, biological process: G protein-coupled receptor signaling pathway. Bases 216 to 1301 code for a protein of 361 amino acids. Gene Ontology annotation, cellular component: membrane.